AUGGAGGCGGAGGAACACUUCGGGUUUGAGGAGGUGGCAGCGAGGCGGGCUCUGGAGGAGCUGUACCGUCCAUAUGAGAAGAACCUCGACUUCAUGCGCACUGUGCAGAACGGCGCUUUCCUGCUGGUGGACGAGCAGCGUGCAGAGCAGGCGAGCUACCGGGAGCUGGUGGUGCUGCGCCAUGCGACUGAGCGGCUGCUGCGUGUGGUGGACACGUCGAUGCACUCCGUCAUCCAGAGAGAGCGGCAUGCAGCGCGCAGAGAGCUAGCAUCAGCGCAGAGGGCGAGGCAGGAGGCGGAGGUGAGGCAACAGCGGUGUGGGCGGCUGGAGAGGGAGCUUGGCGAGGAGAGGAGCCAACAUGCUGCCGUUGCGGCUCUGCUGGUGGGUGCCAUAUUGACGCCCCCCUGGGCUGGGUAUCCAUUUUUUCCUGAUUCGUCUGUGUUGGUGCAACCAACACUGGUGCAUUUCCGUUCAACCCUCGCGUAA
This is a messenger RNA of Closterium sp. NIES-65, 486 nucleotides long. The record is from the annotation of a GenBank genome assembly. NCBI's taxonomy places the organism in Eukaryota, Viridiplantae, Streptophyta, Zygnematophyceae, Desmidiales, Closteriaceae.